Molecule: messenger RNA, 4339 nt
Organism: Corythoichthys intestinalis (scribbled pipefish)
Lineage: Eukaryota; Metazoa; Chordata; Actinopteri; Syngnathiformes; Syngnathidae
Gene: larp1b
Product: La ribonucleoprotein 1B
Exons: 19
Coding region: 664-3735 (1023 amino acids)
Biological process (GO): positive regulation of translation; mRNA stabilization
Cellular component (GO): cytoplasmic stress granule; cytosol
Molecular function (GO): RNA cap binding
Source: RefSeq, a predicted model, not a curated record
UUUGAUGAAAAAAUCUCCCAUUAUCUAUUUAAAAGGUCAAAAAUAGGCCGUGUUAAAGCAAAGCAACACUGUAGAAAGUGACAACAUGGCGUCCUUGAACCACGUGACUACGAUUUAACCAACGGGGAGUAAUGUGCGCUGAGUUCAAGGAGUUUCCAGACUUGGUUUUCGACGGCUUCGGUAGCUUUGAGCUGCCUGCUCGCUCGGUUGCGUGGACUUGACACGCUCACUCGUGAAUGCGUCGUAUUUUUAGUGUCGGAAAAGUUACGACAAAAGUCGGAAGUGGCUCAGCGGCCAAAGCGUCGCUGCUCAACUCGGAGGUAAACGCCCCGUCGAUAUGAAAGUUUGCACCCGGCGGGCCCAAACGUCACUUUUCGGGGCUCGCGAACGUGUGCGCGCUGAGGCUAGCUCGCUAGCCUGCUAGCUGGCUCGCAGUCAGGGAGAGUCUCUGGCUAGGUGGCUAACGCUUAGCCGCCUGCAGGACUUCGGCCGCAGCUGGCUCGCCAGGUCCAUCCUAAAAAAGAAAAGACAAAAAAAGUGGUCAACUCGACUCGUGGAUGUGGUCGCCCCGCGAGCUUUUGUCCACUUUUCCCUGGGACAGGAACGCAAGGACCAAAAGUUCACCCUGGAUCCGAGCGCGGCGGUUUUAGGGAAGCGAGCAGGAUGGCAAGCGAGCUUGAAAGCGAUCACUUGGACUCCACUUUGACAGCGGAACCAGCAGCGAGCUCGGGCGACAACCACGAGCACCAAAACAAUCCCAAGGAGACCCAGCGGGCCACCGAGGAAGGCGAGCCGAGCAUCGACGACGAUGCCAAGAAAGUCGUCGAGGCUCCGCCACCCAAAGUCAACGCGUGGACCCGGAGGACGACGGGCAGGGUGCCGCUGCACAACGUCCACCCGUCGGCCUCGCAGGACCGAGAUCAGCAAAACGCUCUGAAGGUCGUCCGUGCCAGUAAACCCAGGACCAGAAAAUCCAGCAAGUCCGGAGACUUUGGGGACAUCACCAACUGGCCAACUCCCGGUGAACUAGCCAAGGAGCAGCAACAGAAUGUGGUGAACAACAACGGCAACAACAACAACAUCGGCGGUGGCAACAACGCUGGCAAGAAGCUGACGUCUUCCCGCCGGGAGAAGGAAAAGAAGCGGGAGCGACCUGACAGGAAGUCUGAAAGCAGCCACGACGAUGGUGGCGGCGCAGGCGAGAGCAAAGAGAACCGCCAGACACCCGCCCGGCUGCCUGAUGGCGACGAUACUGCGUUGGGACGGGAUGCCAAGGGCGGCAGCCCCAAGAAAAGAGGAGGUAACAAACGUAAGUGGGUGUCCUUGCCGCUGGAAGACGCCGCCCGGGAUGACGGCGAUGCCGGCGUGACGCCCGGUGGGGCCCCUGCGCCCUCCCGCGCCGAGCCAGGCGGUGACUCGCCCGAUCGGACAUCGACCCCUAACGCGCUGCAUGGCAACAACACCGCCAGGAGUUGGCGGAGGGACUUUGGAGAUGACGCAGCCGGCUCGAGGAUCGACGCCGCUGGCCGUGGGGGCCUUCGUGGUCGGGGCAAAGGUCGCGGACGUGGGAGAGGGCGUGGCAGAGGCCGCUUUGAGUACUCACAGGGUUACCGCGACGGUACGGAUGGUGGCGGCAUGGAGUUCGGAAGCGGAAUGGUUUACUACUACGAUGACGGAAACGAAGUGCAGAUGUACCCUGUGAACGAGAAGCUUCUUAAAGAGUACAUCAAACGACAAAUCGAGUACUACUUCAGUUUGCACAACCUGGAGCGAGACUUUUUCUUAAGGAGAAAGAUGGACGCUCAGGGCUUCCUGCCCAUCUCGCUGAUUGCCAGCUUCCACCGCGUGCAGGCGCUCACCACCGACGUGGGUCUCAUUGUGGAGGCCCUGAAGAACAGCAAAGAGGUGGAGUUGCUGGACAACGACAAGGUGCGCUGCAAAGUGGAGCCCGAGCGCUGGCCCAUCCCGGCGCCGCCCCCUGCCCCGACGCCACCCACGAUUGGCUCGCCAAGAACAGACUUCUCGCAGCUGGUCCACUGUCCUGAAUUCGUCCCCCGACAGAGCAUCACCCUCGUUCAUGCUGCUUCAUCGCCAGUGAAGGAGACCCAGACUAAACCUGGGGAGAUUAAAGAUCCUGCAGAGGGGUCCCAAGUUAGCAGCCAAGCGCCAGUCCCUCCUCUGGAUGCUCCCAAAGAUUCCCCCGACGCCUGGAUCCAGGUGGAGAAACGUCACCGACACACGUCCGGUAAAACAAAGGACCGUGGCCAAGCACCGCCCUCCCAGCAACAGGAGCGCAGCGUUGCUGAGCCCGACCAGGAGGAGCUGGACUUCAUGUUUGACGAGGAGAUGGAGCAGAUGGCACCGCGCAAGAAUCGCUUCACUGACUGGUCGGACGAGGACGACUCUGAUUACGAGCUGGACGACCGAGACGUAGACAAGAUCCUAAUUGUCACGCAGACGCCGCCGUACCUUCGCAAGCACCCGGGUGGCGACCGCACUGGCCACCGCGAAUCGCGCGCUAAGCUGACCGCUGACCUGGUCAAGGCCAUCAACGACGGCCUAUACUACUAUGAGCAGGACCUGUGGAAGGAUCAGGAGCAAACCGACUGCACCAAGCAGGAAGUGGAGAACUUCAAGAAGCUCAGCGUCAUCAGCCAGGAUGAGUUUGACACGCUCACGCCAAAAGCGCCUGUGGACCCCAACCAGGAAGCACCGUCCCCACCACCCACUGAGCCAGGCGAGAUGGAAAUGGCCCGCUCGCUGCCUAAAACGGUGCCGGAGUCGCCCAGUGUCCACCCUCCCAGGACCCCCAGGACACCACGUACCCCUGGGCGCCAGGACCCCAACAAGGCACCGCGAUUUUACCCAGUGAUGAAGGAGAGCGGUGCCGUUGACGGACAGAUGCCCAGGAAGAAGAAGACUCGGCACAGUUCCAACCCACCACAGGAGGCGCACAUAGGCUGGGUGAUGGACUCGCGCGAACAUCGACCGCGCUCUGCCUCCAUUAGCUCCAACGCCUCGCCCUCGGAAGGUGCCCCACUGACUGCAAGCUAUGGCUGCACGCCGCAGUCACUGCCCAAGUUCUGGCAUCCCUCGCACGAGCUGCUUCGGGACAACGGCUUCACGCAGCAGGGUUACCACAAAUACAGACGACGCUGCCUUAACGAGCGUAAACGACUGGGGGUGGGCCAGUCGCAGGAGAUGAACACUCUGUUCCGGUUCUGGUCCUUCUUCCUGAGGGACAACUUCAACAGGAAGAUGUACGAGGAGUUCAAACAGUACGCGUUGGAGGACGCCAAAGACAACUAUAGGUACGGGCUGGAGUGUCUGUUUCGGUACUACAGCUAUGGCCUGGAGAAGCGGUUUCGAUCAGACCUGUUCAAGGACUUCCAGGAGGAAACCCUGAGGGACUUUGAGAAAGGUCAGCUGUAUGGGCUGGAGAAGUUCUGGGCCUUCCUCAAGUACUCAAAGAUGAAGAAUCAGACCAUAGACCCUAAACUGCAAGAACACCUCUCCCAGUUUAAGAACCUGGAAGAUUUCAGGGUGGUGCCCCCAAUGGGAGAGGAAGGAGGCAGGAGGAGACUGCACUCAUCGUCUGCGGGGGACGAUGCCAGACGUCGACGUCACCCCUCCAACUCUACCUCAAAAGCGGCGGCGUCCAAAGCGCAGCACAAAGACGGAGGAGGCCAGAAGAAGGCUACCGAGGAGCCCCGAGCCGGGAAGGACGCCCAAUGAAAACAUUUCUAUCAGAUGCAUUCCCCGCAUUUCGAUCCUCAGUUUUGCCAAAAUAUCUGCCGAGACGGACGCCCUCCCGUGCCUUAGUCUGCUCCAACCCGUCUUAAAUGUCUGUCUUAAAAAAUAAUAAUAAUAAAAAAUAAAAGACGCGUUUUAAUUGUGACAAUCAAGUCCACACGUUUAAUUAAAAACCCAUUUUAUGCCAUCAGCGAGCUUUAAAAAGUCCCUCUCGACAUAAUUUAUUCUUUUCAUCGGCUUGAUUGUGAUGCUGUUGUCUUGGCUUUUGGCUUUGAUUAAUUUCUGCUGGAAAGAUGGGUUUGAGUUAGCCGCAUAAAUGAAACCGAAAGUGUUUUUAACCUUUUACUGCGCUCAAAGUUUACUUUGUAUGCUUUUUGGUGCUUUUAGUGCACUUGAAUUGCUUUUUAUUUUCCUUAUUGCUUCAAUUGACUUCAAAUGGAUGUUUAGGAGCUGAAUGAGAAGAAAAAAAUGUAAAUACUAUAAAAAUAUUUCGCUGUUAUUUUAUGAUUUUAGGAAGUGAUUGGUAGUGAGGGGGGAAUGAGGGUGUGUGUGUGAGUGGUUUUAGGGGGAAGGGGUUAAAGUAAUG